ACUUCCAAUUCAUGCAAAGCCAUCAGCAUCCACAAGCAAACUUCUCCCGAGAAAAAAUAUAUUCUCCUUUCCUCUAAACCCAGUUCUUUUUCCGUUGAUUCUUUGAUAAUGGCGAAAAAUGUAGCUCAGUCUCCCCUUGAGAGGACCAGCUAUUCCGUGGCCAAGCAAUGUGCCCAUGAGGGAGUAAUGGCAGGAGCCAAAGCAGCUGUUAUUGCAAGCAUUGCAACAGCCAUCCCAACUAUGGCCAGUGUGAGGAUGCUGCCCUGGGCAAGAGCCAAUCUGAAUCACACAGCUCAAGCUCUCAUAAUCUCCACAGUGGCAGGAGCAGCAUAUUUCAUAGUGGCUGACAAGACUGUUUUGGCCACGGCAAGGAGGAACUCCUUCAAGCGUGCCUCUAACGUUGAAGCAUGAUUCCAUAGCUAACAAUCUAUGUAAAACACCCCUUGUGGUAUCAUCUCAGCGCUCAGCGAAGGAGGGGGAGGGGGAGGGGAGGGGAGAGAGAGAGAGAGAGAGAGAGAGCGCGCUAUGUAAUCCCAUCGAUUGGAUUUUAUAUAAAUAAAGAUGGUCUCUUCUUCCUUUUCUAGUUC
Molecule: messenger RNA, 587 nt
Organism: Eucalyptus grandis
Lineage: Eukaryota; Viridiplantae; Streptophyta; Magnoliopsida; Myrtales; Myrtaceae
Product: early nodulin-93
Exons: 4
Coding region: 109-411 (100 amino acids)
Source: RefSeq, a predicted model, not a curated record